This is a messenger RNA of Canis lupus familiaris (dog), 5946 nucleotides long. RefSeq names its product butyrophilin subfamily 1 member A1 (gene BTN1A1). Gene Ontology annotation, molecular function: signaling receptor binding. The record is from RefSeq and is a predicted model, not a curated record. Bases 139 to 1707 code for a protein of 522 amino acids. The transcript is spliced from 7 exons. Gene Ontology annotation, biological process: T cell receptor signaling pathway; regulation of cytokine production. Lineage: Eukaryota; Metazoa; Chordata; Mammalia; Carnivora; Canidae. Gene Ontology annotation, cellular component: external side of plasma membrane.
GGAGGGCGCAGAGAAGGGUGUCGAAAGAAACGUCGCGAUCUCCCGUGCAUUCAUUCGUUCGUUCAUCACCCAGGCGGGAGUUCUGACGACCACGACCAGGUAGGCCACCAGUAGCCUCUGCCCCAGGAAGGCUUGGAGAUGGCAGUUUCCCCAAAGUCGUGUCUACUCUUCCUCACUCUCUUCCAGCUGUCCAAGCCAGAUUCGGCCCGCUUUGACGUGAUUGGACCCGCGGAGCCCGUCGUGGCGGCGGUGGGGGCAGACGUGGAGCUGCCCUGCCACCUGUCCCCGAACGUGAGCGCCGAGCGCAUGGAGCUGCGCUGGUUCCGCGGGCAGGCGGCGGCCGCGGUGCUGGUGCGCAGGGACGGGCGCGAGCAGGAGGCCGAGCAGGGGGCCCAGUACCGCGGCCGGGCCUCGCUCGUGGACGCCGACAUCGCGGCCGGGCGCGUGGCCGUGAGGCUACACCGGGUGAGGGCCUCGGACGACGGCGAGUACCGCUGCUCCUUCCGGCAGGACGCAAGCUACGAGGAGGCCAGCGUGCACCUGCAGGUGGCCGCUCUGGGCUCCGAUCCUUACAUCCGUAUGGAAGUUCAAGAAAGUGGAGAGGUCCGGCUGGAGUGUACCUCAGUAGGAUGGUACCCAGAACCCCAGAUACAGUGGAGAACUUCCGAGGGAGAAAAGUUUUCAUCCACAUCAGAGUCUAGGAAUCCUGAUGAAGAAGGCCUGUUCAGUGUGGCUGCUUCAGUGGUCAUCAGAGACCCCUCCAUGAAGAAUGUAACCUGCUAUAUCCAGAACCUCCUUCUUGGCCAGCAGAAGGAAGUAGACAUUUCGAUACCAGCUCCCUUCUUCCCAAGAUUGACUCCCUGGAUGGUGGCAGUGGCUGUCAUCCUGAUGGUUCUGGGACUUCUCACAAUUGGGUCCAUAGUUUGUACUUGGAGACUAUACAAGGAAAGAUCUAGACACAGAAAGGAUGAAUUCAGCUCUAAGGAGAAACUCCUGGAAGAGCUCAAAUGGAAAAAGGCUACACUGCACAGAGUUGAUGUGACUCUGGAUCCAGACACCGCCCACCCCCACCUCUCUUUGUCUGAGGAUUCAAAGUCUGUCCGACUGGAAGAUUCACGUCAAGAACUGCCUGAGAAACCAGAGAGAUUUGACUCCUGGCCUUGUGUGUUAGGUUGUGAGACCUUCACGUCAGGGCGACAUUUCUGGGAGGUAGAGGUGGGAGACAGGGCUGACUGGGCAGUCGGCGUAUGUAGGGAGAAUGUGGUGAAGAAAGGGUUUGACCCCAUGACUCCUGAGAAUGGGUUCUGGGCUGUGGAGUUGUAUGGGAAUGGGUACUGGGCCCUCACCCCACGGCGGACCCCUCUCCCAUUGGUAGGACCCCCCCGUCGGGUGGGGAUUUUCCUGGACUAUGAAUCAGGAGACAUCUCCUUCUACAAUAUGACUGAUGGGUCCCCUAUUUAUGCUUUCUCCAAUGCCUCCUUCUCUGGUCCCCUCCAGCCUUUCUUCUGCCUGUGGUCCUGUGGUAAAAAGCCCCUGACCAUCUGCCCAAUCACUGAUGGGCCUGAGAGAGUCACAGUGGUUGCUGAUGCCAAGGACUUCACUAAGGAGAUCCCGCUGUCCCCCAUGGGGCAGGACUCUGCCUCUGGGGAUACAGACACCCUCCAUUCUAAGCUAAUCCCCACCCAGCCCAGCCAAAGGGCACUUUAAGGAAUAUCCCAGCCAGACUGCUUUCCUUUGCCCUAAGGCCUUCCCUCCAUGCCUCUGAAGCACCACCUGCCAGCUUCUCCAUUUCUUCAUGUUGGGUAGGGAUCAGUUGGUCUUGGGGAGGUUGUGCUGCUGCUGCUGCUGCUGGAGAGUGUGGGGUGUGGGACCUUCCUCAUCUGUUUCUGUACUGAUGCUCAGGGGGCAGGGAGGUGACUCUGAAGCUCCUUCCAGUGUUCUCCUAUCCCCAGAGGCCAAAUCCUAAAGGGAGGGAUAGCUCGGCAAUAAGAUGGGGGUUGGGUUGGCAUGGGGUUAUGACAGAAACAUCUGGGUGUCCAGAAUAGGGAUGUGUAGAGGAACAUGCUUUAGGCAAGCAGGAAACCCAAAAGGUUCUGGGAAGAGAAGAUCCAAGGUUGAAAUCCCAUAAAGUAACUUGUGAGGGGGGGGACAUCCCAAAGGAGGACAGUGAGGGGAACCCAGGCCAAGGAUGAACACCUGGCCCACUUCUAGAGUUUCUGGGCUUGUAUCUCCAGUUCCCUAAGACACACCCUCCAGAGUGGAGACCACUGGCACUACUUCUGUGGGAUCUGAGCAGUUGGCCUGGGGGCCUAGAGAAGGGAUGAAAUGAGCAGGGCUGGGGGCCAGACUGAACAUUUGAUCCAGGAGAAAACUUCAGACAAAAGCCAGGCUGCAAGCAUUGCCAUACCCCAGAUCCUGCUUUCCUCUCUGCUGUCUCCUGUUUGCCUCUCACCCAGGGGUCAUUCCAGUCUCACUUUGUGGACUCCACACACAUUUUCAGCUCUCUCCUUCCUUUUGAUUUAGAAUCUGUCCAUCUCAGAGGCUUUACAGGAAUCCACCUGAGUGACUGCACCCCUUUAUCAGCCAGGGUCAGCCUCAGGGCCCCUCGGCCCUCAUCCCAACAUCUGGUUUAAACCCCUCAGACUCGGAACCUGCGUGGCUCAGUUGGUUUGGUGUUGGCCUUUGGCUCAGUUCCUGGUUCUGGGGUCCUGGGAUCGAGUCCCACAUGGGGCCCCCUGGUCGGUGGGAGCCUGCUUGCCCCUCCCCCCUGCUCGUGCUCUCUAUCUCAGUCAAUUAAAUAAACACAUAAAUCUUAAAAAAAAAAAAAAAAGACCCCAAAUGUACCUUCAAUUUGCUCCCCUGCAGUCCAUGGCCACCCCAGGCCAGCAUUCAGUCUCCCCACCCACCAUCCCUGUGCACUGUCCCCUGGGUCCCCAGAUGCCUUGUCCCUGUGCUCAGCACAGCUAGGCUGACCACACCUGUUCAUGUCUGCAUUUUCCUGUAGACAUGUAGCUUAUCAUGCCAAUGGACUGCUUACACCUUCCAUUUCCAUUGUGUUUUUCCAGUUUCCAGAAGAGAGGUCACCCAUGGUUUUAGCCUAAUAAGUCUGUUGAUUGCUGAAAGUGGCAUCUGCACAUUUUCUUUACCUCAAUGAGUAGAACUGAAACAAAAACAGGAAAGAAACUGCAUGUGUAAAGAAAGAAAGAAAGAAAAAGAAAGAAAGAAAGAAAAGAAAGAAAGAAACUGCAUGCGAAUGCAGCUGACUGGACAGAGCAGCGUGCGUUUCUGUUUCCAAGACUCCUCUGCAGGCCUGAUGGCAGUGGGCUGGCAGGGGUAGGCAGGCACUAGGGGCUGCUGUCCCCUUAGCCUCUAGCUGCUUACAGAAAGGCCGGAGUACCCGUGGCUGCUGACUUGUAGCCUCUGUUUGGGAGGUGACUCCAUGUCUACUACUAAAAAGGUAAUUGACUCCUGGUAUAGGUGAGUGAGGCCACCUCUUCAGAUGUUAACAGUACUCCUCCAGGAGGAGGAAAGAUUUGGGAAAUUUUUAAUGGUAAUGCCUUGUAAUUGGAAAACCAGAAACACUUGGGUGAUCUUUAGAAACCACUCUUCCAGAGGGGAAGCCCUAUGGUUUCCUAUUUCAAGACCCUUGUCGUUCAGUAAGAUGCCCACUUUCCCCUGUGUGGUCCCAAGCAAGGAUCGAAAAGGGUCUCCUUCACAGAAGGCCUGACCUUAAUGCAAUUCAAGCAUCUCCACAGCCCAAAGGGGCAGACUGUGAGUCUCCAAAGGUCCACCAAAUGGUGGGAGACCAUAUCACCUGAUAUGUGUGUCGCCUGCCAAGAAAUCAUCAAAAUCAGAUCUAUUACAGAUCCAACAACAAGAAAGCCAGCUUCCGAAUUAUGUUCACACUGGACAUAUUAUUUCCAUCAUUAUACCACAUGACAUAUCUCAUGAGUAAGCUAAGAACCAAUUUUUCUUCAUUUUCAGUCUACUAACUACCCUCAUAGAGGACUGUGACAAAGUAAAGCCCAACAUUGUCUCUUAGGGGGCGAUUCUGAACACCAGACAGGCCUAUUAUCAUCACAUUCACUGUGUAUCGUGACAUACGACAUUGUCAACAACUCUCUAUUACUCAUCUUUGUUACUAUCAGCCUGGAGACCCCAACCCCUUUAUGAAUACACAUAAAGGCUUGUAUAUCAGGAGACCCACACAGGUGUUAUUUGGGGAUUUCAGAGAUAAACUGAAGCCAGGAGACAUAAAGAUAUCUAAUUAAAGCAUAUAGUCUGUGUCCAAGCUAGGAUCUGAAAGCGAGUGUCCUUGUUCUCUCUCUGUUUAGGACAUAUUCCACAGAACAAACCACGAUUGAGUAGCAAGACUAGAGACUUAGAGAGAUUACCAAGGUGGGAUCCAUUGAUUGGGUGAGUCUUAGGCAUGAAGAAGGUCAGGAGAAGAAAAAAAGCAAUGAAAUGUGCCACCUUUUAUUCGGACGAAGAGCAGGGACCUGGAGAACCAGAUAGAAAGGGCCCCUUCAUCAUUUCAUGGAUCCUCAACACCCAGUGUCUUCCUUUCCAUUGGAACCCCUACCUCAAACACUUCUCACCACAUUGUCCACCUCAUGCCAUGCCCCACACCUCAAUACCCUUGGGAGAAGAACAUUAUUUAUCACGGUUUUAAGUAUUCAUUUGUGUUCAAAUUAUACUUCUAGAAAGUCAAAGAAAAACAAAGUCCAAAGUUCUUUAAAAAUAUUUGGGAACCUUAGGCAGUUGCUCUGCUGGCUUAAUGUAUAACGUGUAUCCUGAAAUGUUUAUGUGAAAUCUCACUCAUAAUAGACAGGGCUGUCACAAGAACCCCUCUCUGAGAAUAGAAAGACAUCAUAGGUUUUAAUCAGUUCUGUGACUCCUCUCCCCUUCCUCCUAAUCCUUGACCUCCCCAUGAUCCAUGAUUUCCCUGACCACUCAAGGAAAAUGGUCACCAGGUACAGUACUGAGCUGACAGUAGAUUCUUAGGAAACAUUUGUGUCCUUCCUUUAAACUCACCCACUCCACCCCCAGCUCUCACCUCUUUGCCUGAGACACCUCUAAGGAAGAACUUAUCUGAUGAACCUCCAGGCUCUCUCCAACUGGCACCAGCUACCAGUGCCUAGAGGAAACAAUCAGUCUUGGUAGUCCUGGCUUUAUUUCUGAAUUUUCUAAAAGAGAUGACAUCGGGUAUUGCUAGACCUCUAUAACCCAAAAAGUUUAUCUGUAUCCUUGAGAGAUUAUAUUUGUCUUCACAAAACGCUUACAUACAGCCUCCUCCUGUACAACCACUCCAAUAAUCGGAUUUUAAUAUUCUCUACAGAUUAUUUCCAUCUUUUCUCCUGGACAGGUGGGCUCUGGCAUUUCAGGUACCAGGGGACACCUUCCUUUGGUUAUAGUCAUCCCUGGCUAUCUCCAAUGAUUCAUAUCCAGACAUCCCAGUGCACGUGGGUUCACAUAUACGGAGCCUAUGAACAUCCAUCAUAAAUUGUGCUUUGGACUCUGGCACUCUAGGAUUCACAAAUAUUUUGGGCCAGAGGCCUGUACCACAGAGGUCUGAACAUUCUUUUGAAUGUGGUUCCUCCACUUUACCCUUAAAAGAAAGAUUCAGCCUGUUUCUAAAGCUCCUAAAAUAAUGACUCAAAAGUGGGUUCACAGGAGAAUCACCUAGGGGUGGAGGGGAAUUCUUAACAAAUACAAUUCCCAGGUGGAACUCUCAGGUCUGAGGUGGGGAGGAUGUUGGCAAUAGCUACAUGCUUUCACAUGUCACCUCCUGCUACCGGCAGAGCAGUGGAUCUGUUAAGAAUUACAGGUUGCGCCCCUCGGACCCACUGCGCGACGGAUCCACCCGCGGAAGAGCCUGCCCAGCACCUGCGAAACCUCUGGUUCCUCCAGCGUCACCGCGAUGAAGAAAGUGGUUCAGCAGCUCCG